UACUGCACUUCCCUCCACGCCCAUGGGUUCGGCUGCCUCCUCCUCUUCUUUUCUCCCAGCCUGGGUGCACUUCGGCCUCUUUGCCCCAGCCUGUUCUCUGCCGGCUCAGGUGCACCAUUAGGCCUGCAUAUUCAUUCCAUUAAUCUCAGGGCUUCUCCUGCCUUCCUGUCUCAUUCCUGCAAGGCCUGCUGGUGGCUCCUUCUCCCUCAGGGUGCGCCGCAGGUGCAGAAGACACAGGUACCUGCCCUGCCCAAGGGGGUGACAAUUUGACACCAUGGCUGGAGGUGAUAAGAGCACGAAGACCCUGAGGGAGGUGUGGAGAAGAGCAGAAAACUCAUUGUGUGCAGACUGCGGGAAGCCGGAUCCUGACUGGGCAUCCUCUACCUUGGGUGUUUUUAUAUGCCUUAGCUGCUCAGGAAUUCACCGGAACAUCCCUAGCAUCAGCAAAGUCAAAUCCCUGAAGAUGGACCACUGGGAUGAUGCUCAGGUGCAGUUUCUGGCCAAGCAUGGGAAUGCUGUGACUAAGUCCAUGUAUGAAGCUCACAUCCCUAUUUACUAUUACCAGCCAACCUACAACGACUGCCAGGUGCUGAGAGAACAGUGGAUACGGGCCAAAUAUGAACGGAAAGAGUUCACUGAGCUUGGAAAACAGCUGCUGUAUACAGAUGGGGUGAAGGAAGGCAUCCUCUGGAAGCGAGGUCGAGACAGCGGGCAGUUCCAACCCCGCAAGUUCCUGUUGUCAGAGAGAGAAGGAUGUCUGAAGUAUUUCACCAAGCAGGAUGCCAAAGAACCCAAAAUCAAUGUCAAAAUAGAUGUCAUCAAUGCUACAUUCCAACCAGAGAAGAUUGGGAAUCCCAAUGGCUUGCAGAUCACCUAUCUCAAAGACAACAAGACUCGGAAUAUAUUUGUCUACCAUAAAAGUGGAAAGGAGGUGGUGGACUGGUUCAAUGCCAUUCGGUCCGUGCAGUUCCAUUAUCUGAAGGUAGCAUUUCCCAUAGCCAGCGAUAAUGAGAUUAAAAGCCGGCUGACAAGAAACUUCUUGAAGGAAGGAUACAUGGAGAAGACAGGUCCCAAGCAGAGAGAGGCUUUUAAGAAGCGUUGGUUCACACUGGAUCACCGCAGGCUCAUGUACUUCAAGGACCCUUUGGAUGCAUUUGCUAAGGGUGAGGUAUUUGUGGGCAGCAGAGAGAAUGGCUAUAGCGUCCAGAAGGGAUUGCCUUCAGGGACACAGGGCAACUUCUCUUGGCCCUAUGGCAUCACCAUUGUCACGCCUGACCGAGAAUACCUCUUCACCUGCGAGACAGAGGCUGACCAGCUGGACUGGAUCACAGCUUUCACAGGCAUCAUCAACCAGGCCAUGACACCACAGGAAUAUGCUAUUGAAGCCUACUUCAAGUUUAAAUCAUAGGAAGCCGGACAGGAACCUUGCUGUAACUCAACUCUACCUGGUCCUGUUGGGUGGGCUGUCAGAAGAGGAGAGAAGAUUGAUGUCAGAGAAACACAGUGCUCUUGCAGCCUACU
Meleagris gallopavo (turkey) is the source of this 1521-nucleotide messenger RNA. RefSeq names its product arf-GAP with dual PH domain-containing protein 1-like. The record is from RefSeq and is a predicted model, not a curated record. Gene Ontology annotation, cellular component: intracellular membrane-bounded organelle; cytoplasm; plasma membrane. Gene Ontology annotation, biological process: positive regulation of GTPase activity. NCBI's taxonomy places the organism in Eukaryota, Metazoa, Chordata, Aves, Galliformes, Phasianidae. Gene Ontology annotation, molecular function: phosphatidylinositol bisphosphate binding; phosphatidylinositol-3,4,5-trisphosphate binding; GTPase activator activity.